Galeopterus variegatus (Sunda flying lemur) is the source of this 1564-nucleotide messenger RNA. RefSeq names its product centromere protein L (gene CENPL). The transcript is spliced from 4 exons. Bases 1 to 987 code for a protein of 328 amino acids. Lineage: Eukaryota; Metazoa; Chordata; Mammalia; Dermoptera; Cynocephalidae. The record is from RefSeq and is a predicted model, not a curated record.
AUGCCAUGUGAACCCCCAGGAGAAGAGCAUUCUAAAGGGAAGGUACAGCAAUGCAAAGGUCAGUUCAAGGAGCUGCAAAAAGUCCUGCAAACUCCAGUUUGGCUGGAGUGCAAAGAUCAGGAAGAUGUUGAUCCUCAAAAGGUUGCAUUUCUUCUGCAUAAACAAUGGACUUUAUAUAGUUUAACUCCCCUACAUAAAUUCUCCUACACUAAUCUCAAAGAGUAUUCUAGACUUCUGAGUGCAUUUAUUGCUGCUGAAAAGCAAAAAGGACUUGCUGUGGAAGUGGGAGAAGACUUCAACAUCAAAGUGAUUUUCUCUACCCUCCUAGGAAUAAAAGGAACACAAAGGGACCCUGAAGCAUUUCUUGUCCAGAUUCUGUCAAAAUCUCAGUUGUCAUCUGAGAACAGAGAAGGCAAAGUGUUGUGGACUGGUUGGUUCUGCUGUAUAUUUGGAGACAGUCUUCUGGAGACUGUUUCAGAAGAUUUCACCUGUCUACCUUUAUUCCUUGCAAAUGGAGCAGAGUCUAAUACAGCCAUAAUUGGAACUUGGUUUCAGAAAACCUUUGACUGUUAUUUCAGUCCUUUAGUGAUCAAUGCGUUUAAUCUUUCCUGGAUGGCUGCUAUGUGGACUGCAUGCAAAAUGGACCAUUAUGUGGCUGCUACUGAAUUUCUUUGGUCUGUACCUUGCAGCCCUCAAAGUCUGGACAUUUCUUAUGCAAUACAUCCAGAGGAUGCAAAAGCUUUGUGGGACAGUGUCCACAAAACACCUGGGGAGGUUACCCAGGAGGAGGUUGACUUGUUCAUGGACUGCCUUUAUUCACAUUUCCAUAGGCAUUUCAAAAUUCAUUUAUCAGCCACAAGAUUGGUUCGUGUUUCAACGUCUGUAGCUUCAGCACAUACUGAUGGAAAAAUAAAGAUUCUGUGUCAUAAAUAUCUUACUGGAGUGUUGGCAUACUUGACAGAACUGGCCAUUUUUCAAAUUGAGUGAGGCCUCGUGUGGACUAUAGGUUGUGGAUUAUAUACCCUUUUCUCAUUGAUUGUCUAAUUGCUAUGCUCAGAGGGAAUGCAGGAGAAUGGGCAUCUAUCUUUCCUUAUAGUGCCUUUGGAGUUGCCCAGAUGGAAGCCAAGAAGGAUCAAAAGAAACAAAGAAUGUGGUAGUGGAUGAAUCACAGCCAGUUGCUUGUAUACUAGUCAUGAUGAUCUGGGAUGCCAGUCUAGAAAAUGCUGAGUUGUUAAUUUGUUGGUCAUCUUCUAAAAAUAUAUAUGUUUAUUAUGUUGAACUUUUAGGAUUUAAAUGAGAUGUAUUUAAUAAGGGUAUUUCUUAUUUGGGUCUUUAUAUCCUUUAAUUCUUUUAAGCAUUUUAGACUUGUAUUCAGGGAGAAUUUCUGUCUUCUAAAGACAUUUUUGCUGUAGAUAACUGGCAAUCAAAAUCUCUCAGAAAGAAACUAAAUAUACAAUUUUUUAAGCUGCUAAUGUUUCUGUUUUUAAUACUGUUCAAUUCCUAUUCCAAAAUUGAUUAAAUAUUCACUUUUAGAAUGAAGCAGUGUGUUUAUCAAUGUUUUUUU